AUGCUCCACAAGCGCAUCUGCUAUUCCCCGCCCGCUCCUCCCUCUUCCACAACCUCAUCAACGAACACCGCCUCCUCGCCUCCUCAACUCGGAACAAUCCUCUACCACGGUCCCGUACCGCCUACGAAGGGAAACUGGUACGGUGUGGAAUGGGACGAGCCGGCGAGGGGGAAGCACAGUGGGGUGUAUGAGAAGACGGGCGUGAGGUACUUUGUUCCCCGAGUCGAGGGAGCCGGCAGCUUCCUCAGACCGGACGCAAAAGGCCUCGACAUCGAAGGGAAGACCUUCAGCGAAGCGCUUCACGCCAAAUACCUCGACUACAGCUCGCCCUCUUCCUCCCAGCCUUCCACAUCGGCAUCGCCCACAUCCCAAGACCCUCAAGUCCGUGCUGCGACCCAGCGCUUCGCGACCGACAGCAACUUCGAGGUCGAGGUCGUCCUGAACGAUCGAGUGAACGAGCGGUUCAGGCAGCUCGGAAGGCUAAGGGAGGUCGGACUCGAGUGGGAGGGCGUGAGUUGCGCUACGCGGAGCGGCGAGAAGGGUGAGGAGGAGGAGCUGCGACGUCUCGGCCAGCAGCUAAAGAACCUUGAAGUCCUGAACCUCAGCUUCUCACUCCUCCCGACGCUCGAAGAAGCUGACCGCAUCGCGGCAGUCCUCCCCAAGCUGCGGAGUCUCGCACUCAACUCGAACCGCUUCGUCCGCGUCCAUUCGCCAACUUCGCUGGGUGGCCUCGAAUGCUUGACGAGCUUGCAGCUCAACAACACGCUCAUGCCAUGGUCAGAAGUCCGCCUCAUCUCCUCUUCAUUGCCCAACCUCGUCGACCUACAGUUCGGCUUCAACCGCCUUCGACGUCUCGGAGAUACUGGACACGUCGACCAGAUCGCUAAUGCCGACUCUUCACUGCUGCCGAGCCUGAAGAGGCUUAACUUGGAGUCAAAUGAGCUGGACGACUGGGCAGACAUCGUAGGCGAACUUAGCUUCCUCCCAAGCCUCGAGGAGCUAUACCUCACCAGCAACCGCCUCAAGUCUCUCGCCUUGCCGCAGCCUCGAACGCAACCUCCUCCUGCAACUUCAGCAUCUCCUUCCCCGCCUCAGCUCACUCGCUUGCGACAUCUGUCACUGUCGGAGAACCUCUUGGAAUCGUGGGCGACGUCGGUCGACGCUCUCGCCGCAUUCCGCGACUCCACCUUCCCCAGCCUCACAAGCAUGCGGCUGUCCGAUAACCCGCUCUUCCGUCCGCGCUCUGCACCCACGACCGAAGCGACAGAGACACAGCCAGCCUCAAAUGCAGACGACCGACACCUCCUGCACUCGCGUCUGCUCAUCAUCGCUCGACUACCCUUCCUUACCGAACUCGAAGGCACGGUGAUCUCGCAAGCCGAGCGCGACGAUGCGGAGCGGUUUUGGAUCGAGCAGGUCGCGCGGGGGAAGGAGGAGGAGGCGGCGUUGUCGGAGUGGGCGAGAGGACGGCUAGCGGAGCUUCGGCAGAAGUGGCCAGACGUUGCCGGCUCGUUGGAUUCGAGCGGAGUGAACGGCGUCGCCCGAGAAGCUAAACGGACGCUCAAGAACCGCCUUAUCCGACUUCACGUCCGCCCCGACCCUUCGGUCCUAUCCAUUACCGCCGCCACACCUCUCGAACUCUCCGUCCUGCCCUCUCUUCGCACACUUCUCCUUCGCACGCAAAUCUCGCGCCUGAUCGGCAAGCCACUACCGAAAAGCAAGUUCCGGCUCGUCGCAGUGCUCAAGCCCGGAACGGACGCACGAGGCGAGGACGGCGAGGAGGUCAGGGUGGAGAUCUCGCCGGCGGAAGAGGGCAAGGAGGUGAGCUGGUGGGGUCUCGAGGACGGCGACGCGGUAGAAGUCGUAGCACUGUAA
This is a messenger RNA of Rhodotorula toruloides NP11, 1875 nucleotides long. Its product is annotated as tubulin-specific chaperone E. Lineage: Eukaryota; Fungi; Basidiomycota; Microbotryomycetes; Sporidiobolales; Sporidiobolaceae. The record is from RefSeq and is a predicted model, not a curated record. Bases 1 to 1875 code for a protein of 624 amino acids. The transcript has 8 exons.